Molecule: messenger RNA, 4612 nt
Organism: Cydia strobilella
Lineage: Eukaryota; Metazoa; Arthropoda; Insecta; Lepidoptera; Tortricidae
Exons: 12
Coding region: 133-2538 (801 amino acids)
Source: RefSeq, a predicted model, not a curated record
UUCACUUAUGCAGCUUGUUUGUUAGGUUUAAGUUUUUUUAUAAAGUUUUGUAUUACAUUUGAUCAGUUUUUCAAUAAAAAUGUAUUGAUUUGAUUUAUUAGUGAAUAAGCUUCGUUAAAUGUAAGAGUGAAAAUGGAGAAGAUAAACAGCAGUUUGCUAUUGAUAUCCCUCUGUGCUUUGUUAUGGGGUGUGGCCGGCCAAUACGAGUGGCAAUUGAGAGAUGCUUUCGAUGAAAUUAGAGGCAGAAUUGACAGGGUUUCUGCAGAUAACUGCUAUAUUACACAUCUUGAUGAUUUGUUUCUUCCGUCAGACUCUGUUUCGCAUCAUCCGGAUGUAAAAGAGAUCAAUAUUAACCCUGUCUUUCCUAACCGAACGGCGUUGCUUCAUUUACACAAUAUGGCAAUGAAUCGAGCGUUUUUCUGGAGCUAUAUCCUUCAGUCUAGGUUUAUCCGACCGGCUAUCAAUGAUACAUAUGAUCCUGGCAUGAUGUAUUACUUUCUUUCAUCAGUGGCGGAUGUUUCUGCAAAUCCGUACAUAAACGCCAGUUCUUUAUACUUCUCGCCGAAUAUGUCCUACACGUCGUCAUAUAGAGGGUUCUUCAAUAAGACCUUGGCCAGGUUCGCACCUAGAGCCUACAGAUCUGAUGACUUUAAUGAUCCUGUGCAUCUACAGAAGAUCUCAACCAUGAAUACAUUUAUUGCUGAAGAUCUGGGAGCAUUUGAUCCAGAGAGUUUGUCCAAAGACUAUGCAUCUGAUUUUUACCGCACUAAUGAAUGGUACAGCAAGUGGCUUCCUGAUAGGGUUGGAGAUCGACAUGACACAAAAACAACCUACCAGGUUGAAAUAAGAUAUGCAAAUAACACUAAUGAGACAUUUACAUUUCACGGACCUCCUGGUAAUGAUGAGGUACCAGGCCCUGUGAACUGGACGCGCCCUUACUUUGACUGCGGAAGACUGAACAAGUGGCUGGUUGCCGCAGUCUCUCCAGUUGCAGAUAUCUUCCCUCGGCAUACACAGUUCAGACACAUUGAAUAUCCUAAAUAUACAGCUGCUGUGGUGAUGGAGAUGGACUUUGACAGGAUAGAUAUAAACCAAUGCCCUGAGAGUCAGGGUAAUGAUAAGCCGAACCGAUUUAAAGCAACAGCAAGAUGCAAAAACGAAACAACAGAGUGCGAGCCUAUUCACGGCUGGGGUUUCCGCCGCGGCGGCUACCAGUGCCGCUGCAAGCCGGGCUACCGCCUGCCGAGCGUCGUCCGUCGCCCGUAUCUAGGCGAGAUCGUCGAACGAGCCACCUCCGACCAGUACUUUAACAACUUUGACUGUCUGCCUAUUGGAUGGAUCCAGCGACUGCCCGUGAAAUGGGAGCGUUCGCUGCCGUUCCUCCGCGCCAUGUACCUGGACAAGUACUACGAGUACGUGAACGCGAGCUCCGGCCCGGCCGCGCUGCACUCCGAGCACCCCAAUGUCUAUGAAGUACUUAGUUUCAUACGGAGUGUGCAGCCUCACAACUGCUCAUUAUACAACCCAUCCGACCUCUUCUUGAACGGCGACAUCGCUUACGGUGCAGAGGAACAAUUCGCUAACCAGGCCAAGAUGGCAGUCCGCUUGGCCAACUUCAUCAGCGCGUUCCUGCAGAUAUCCGACCCGAUGGAGGUGUUCAGCGGCACACGCGUCGCCGACAAGCCGCUCACUGAGGACCAGAUGAUUGGCGAGACCCUGGCUCUAGUGCUUGGAGACUCCAAGAUUUGGUCUGCCGGCAUAUUCUGGGACAGAAACAAAUUCAUAAAUCGAACUUUCUUCGCACCAUUCGCUUACAAGACUGAACUCAACACUAGGAAAUACAAACUUGAGGAUCUUGCUAGGCUCAAUACUACUGAGGAACUGUACACAAACCGACCAUGGUUCCAAUUCCUGAAACAACGCUGGUUGACCAACUUUGACAAUCUCGAGAAAUUCUUCCUAAAAAUGAAGAUCCGCGACGACGAGUUCGGAAAAUACUUGAAACACUACGAGAGAUUCCCGACGUCGUACAUGGCAGCUAACCUGAAGCAUGGCUACUGGACCACGCCCUACUUUGACUGUAAAGGGCAUCUGAAGCAGUGGGUUACCACGUAUGCCGCGCCGUUCUUUGGGUGGGACAGUGUUAAAGUUAAAUUGGAAUUCAAGGGUGUGGUGGCAGUGACAAUGCAGCUGAUGUCCUUGGACAUCAACCAGUGCCCUGACAAGUACUACGUGCCAAACGCCUUCAAGGGAACCGAUAAAUGUGACAGGCUAUCUUCUUAUUGUGUACCAAUCCUCGGUCGCGGUUUCGAAGCCGGCGGCUACAAGUGCGAAUGUCUCCAAGGCUACGAGUACCCGUUCGAGGACGAGAUCACGUACUACGACGGGCAGAUCAUGGAGGCCGAAUUCCAGAACGUCAUCGAGGACAAGAAGACUCGCAUAGACAUGUUCAAGUGCAGGCUAGCGGGCGCGGCGGCCAUACAGAGCAGCUUCGCUGUGCUACUAGCCGUCUUAUAUUUAGUUUAUAAGCUUAGGUAAACAAUGCACAGAUAAUUAAAAGCUUAAAGUUAUUGCGGCGGACAAAUAAAAGCCCCUUGGGUAAGCCCUUUAAAAUUGUACAAGACGUACGCAGAGUAUACGUGUGAGCCGACUUUGAUACGUACAAAUUUAAUUUAAAAAAAUGUGCGCCGCAAUGGGCUGCUGAUUUAGACUUGCAAUGACAUGGAGUUGAAAUCUUGACCGGAAAAAUGCCUUAUACGAAAUAAUUAAGGUGUAAAUAUGUAGACAAUUUUUCAUUUUAUUUCCAAAAGCUAUAAAAAAUACCUGAUAGUUAUAAUCUUACUUAUUAUUUUUAAGAGUUGUACUCUUUUAUUUUCGAAUGUUCAAUAUUUACAUUGUAUCCGAUUUUUCUAUUUAAAUAUAAAAUAAAAUAAGUAAUGUUGACUUCCGAUGCGUCAGGGCCGUCCAUAUAACAUUAGACUGAUGUGGUUAUGUUGAAUCUCAUUUGUGGUAUUUAAUAAUUAUAUAUGCAUUUAGUUAGGAGUUAGUUAACAUUUUAUAUACUGAUAUUAUCCGCGUAUUAUUUAUUUUUACUUAUCGUACUUACAUUUUUUUCGGUUAUAGAUUUACAUAUUUCUUUAUUUUUUGUUUGAGUUUUAUAAUAGUUUCUUUUUUAUGAUUUAUUUUUGUCCGUGCCGUCCAUAUUUGAGACUGACUGUGAAGUUUAUGCGACGAAAGUUGAGGUCGAUGUUAUUUACAUUCCCAGGUAGGUAUUUUUUUUACAAACUACUCGCGUGAGCUGUGUACAAAAGCAAUUACAUUUGAAAGCAUUUAUUAAAAGCAAAAGCAUUUAUUAAAAGCAAUCACACUAGAUUAAAUGAUGCUAUUCCAGUGAAGUUGUUAGUAGAUAUGUCAUAUGACACUUGUCAAUUAGUUAGGUAUAAGAAAAUCAUAUGAUCCUUUGGAAAAUCGCACAAGUAUUAAAUUUUGUGGUAACUAUAAAGAGUAAUAAGAAAUAAGUAACCUUAGAGUGCUCACUCCAUAGGUACAUGGAUUAAAUAAAAACCCAUUUAUAAUAAGUUUUAAACAAGCUUUCCGAAAAUAAUUUGUAAUAAAAUUUAAGCUAAUUUGUUAAUAGCGAAUUUAACAUACCUUCCGUACAACUUAUCUUAUUUCUAUAUGGCUUGCAAUAGCUUUCUUGCUUUCUGUAAAGGAAGGGUAGAAGUAGAAAUCUCAAUUAGUUUUACUAAAAUGAACAUUAUUAUAUAUAGGGCCAUGACAAAGUUUAAAUGUACUGGACUAGUCAAGGUAUUGAAUAUAAAACUAUGAAGACGCAUUUAUUUUAUUUCAUGAGUAACCAUCGCGGUUACCGAAGAUAGCAUUAAAUAUAGAUAAUAAAACUCCAAAAAGUGGGUACAUACCACUCAAAAAAAAAAACACUACCUUAUUGUAUGGGCAAUAAGGCCGUAUAUACAUAUUUUGGCAUUUUGUUCCGUGUCCAUAUUUAAUACCUUGACUGUAUACACUGCUAGAAUUCAUUGUCUAAUCUAAAGGAAUUCAUAAGAAAUGGCAGAAAUGGUAAACAAACUAAUUUACUGUAAUGACUUCAUAAUCACACACUUCAAAAGUGUAUACAUAUACACUUAUACUAUACCUUGUAUUUACUUUUCUAUCUACUUAAAAAUUCUGUCCCUAGAGAUUAGGUAUUCAAUCUCCAAAGCAAACUUCUUUAAAAUAUUAGACGUCUCAAAUGGUAACAAAAUCUGUCACCUUUGUUUUACCUUUUUUACGAUUUCUAUUGGAUGUUUGUCCGAUUGAAAUAAUAUUAUAAUUUUCUAUAUUUGUAGCACAAGCAUUUGACGUGGUGGUGGGUUGUUGACGGUUUAAGCUUUAACGAAACGUGUAGUUGCAAAACUAGUGUUUCUAGAUCUAUUAAUUGACGAUAGUUCGAAUCGGGCAGUCAGUCGCACGAAACGUUUCGUUCAUUCAACUAGUUCCAUGAGUCGACGACCACCACUUUUGACGUUAAAGAGUUCCCCAGCCGGGCUAGCACAUGAUUGGCGCUACAGUAUCUCGCGGCGAGAUAGACUAACCGUACCUCUUUAAUUAACAG